This is a messenger RNA of Corylus avellana, 1824 nucleotides long. Lineage: Eukaryota; Viridiplantae; Streptophyta; Magnoliopsida; Fagales; Betulaceae. The record is from RefSeq and is a predicted model, not a curated record.
AUGGCUUGUUUCAACUUCAAAAUGAAGCAUUUCCUAUUUCCGAAGUCCCUAAGCCUCUUUAAUCUCUUAAUGAUCACCAAUUUGUUCUCAGUACAAUACCCAGUUACAAGUGCUAUAUCCUUCAACUUCACCAGUUUCAGUUCUCGUGACUUCAGAAUAAGAUGUGAGAGAACUGUCGUUGAAGACCAAGUCAUCAAACUCACCGCCAACAAGGUCCCUAUAAACUCUGCAGGCCGAGCCACGUAUUUUAUGCCCAUGCACCUCUGGGACAUGGCAUCCGGAAACCUCACAGAUUUCACUACCCAUUUUUCCUUUGUCAUUGUUUCUCACGAUGCAAGUUAUUAUGGAGAUGGACUUGCCUUCUUCCUAGCACCUAAUGGUUCAAUAAUUCCUCCUAAUGCCAACCAAGGUGGCGGCAUGGGUCUUGCAAGUGGUAACCAGCUACUAAAUUCGACGGACAAUCCUUUUGUCGCGGUGGAGUUUGACAUAUAUCCAAACAUUGAUUGGUUUACAAAGCUAUGGGAUCCGCCAGGCGAACAUUCCCUUUCUUAUAAUCUUGAUUUGAGAGAUCACCUUCCUGAAUGGGUAACUUUUGGACUUGCAGCCGCAACAAGACUUUCUUCUGCAAUCUAUACGGUUAACUCAUGGGAUUUUAGUUCAAGUUUGAAAGAUGUUGUAACCAACCCAAGGAAAAAGAACAACUUAAAGAGGAAUAGGAGGCACACAGAUAGUUGCAUAGAUGAAGAAUUUCAAAAGGGAAUAGGACCAAAGAGGUUCUCAUUUAAUGAAUUGGCUCGUGCCACAAAUAAUUUCAAUGAUGAAGAGAAGCUAGGCCAGGGAGGAUUUGGAGGGGUUUAUAGAGGAUUUUUGAAGGACUCAGAUUCUUUCGUUGCUGUUAAGAGGCUGUCAAAAGGGUCUAACCAGGGGAUAAAGGAGUAUGCCACAGAAGUAAAAAUUAUUAGUCAAUUGAGACAUAGGAAUUUGAUACAACUCAUUGGAUGGUGCCAUAAAAGAGAAGAACUCUUACUCGUUUAUGACUUCAUGCCCAAUGGAAGCUUAGAUUCACAUCUUUUUGUAGAAGAAAGUAUAUUGAGAUGGGAAAUGAGGUACAAAGUUGCUCAAGGAUUGGCGUCGGCCUUGCUUUACUUGCACAAUGAGUGGGAACAAUGCGUGUUGCAUAGGGAUAUAAAAUCAAGCAACAUUAUGCUUGAUUCAAACUUCAAUGCUAAAUUGGGGGAUUUUGGGCUAGCUAGGCUUGUGGACCAUGUAAAAGGAUCAAAAACCACUAGUUCUGUAGGCACCAUGGGCUACAUGGCUCCCGAAUGUGUGACAACCGAUAAGGCUAGCAAGGAGUCAGAUGUCUAUAGUUUCGGAAUUGUCGCUCUAGAAAUUGCUUGUGGAAGAAAACCAAUCAAGUUCAACGCCCCCAAAGGUCAAAUAGUUGUGCUGGAAUGGGUUUGGAAACUUUAUGGAAUAGGAAAGGUACUUGAAGCUGCUGACCUAAAGUUGGGUGGAGAUUUUGAUGAGCGGCAAAUGGAGCGGUUGAUGAUUGUUGGGCUUUGGUGCGCUCAGCCUGAUCGCAAACUUAGGCCUUCAAUGAGGCAAACAAUUCAUGUUCUCAAUUUUGAGGCUCCAUUGCCUAUUCUCCCAUCAACUUUGCCGGGGCCACCACUUCUUGACCCUGCAUCACUUUCGAUGCCCCAUGUUGCUACUCAGCAUGAAGGAGGACAUAAUCAAUAUACAAGCAAUAGUUACACCAAUUCCUCUGUAUCUACCUCAUCCUCUACGGCUUCUCCAUCCGCAUCGCUUUUGCAUACGAGUUAA